AUGGAGGCCAAGAGAAUUAAUUCUCCAACUGAAAGUGCAACAGUUGACCAGAAUCCUUGGGAACAGCCUUUGGAUGUGUCCCCACCAUUGCUCCAGCAGAGGACCGAUGUCUCUGUGGUUCAAAAGCAGGCUCUCCCCAUGCAGAAUGAACCUGGGAACAAUGAACCUGGAAACUCUUCAUCUUUCUCACCCUCAUCACCUGGUGGCCUCCACCCGCCCCCUCAGUCUCCCACACCAGCAUCCACGGUGAGCCAUUACGCCCUUGCAGAUGAUAACAGGUGGUUCGAUAUGGAUGGUCCAUCUGCAGAUGUGGAUUCAUUUGAUGAUGUGGAAGAUAGAAGCCCAUCCAGCUACAGGAUGACCCCAGAGGCCAUCCAUCAUGUAGAGCACAGGAGAUCAAGCACAGCUCCUCUCUCACCAACUGCUGAGGCCUUAUCACCCCUCUCAUCACCACCCUCUGCGGCGGCACCACCACCCCAGGCUCCAGUGUCCAUUCUUGCCCAAGGGCUUGCCGAGCAGCUGCAGCAGCACCAUGGCUGUCUGGGAGACAGCCACUGGGAGUAUCCCUUCGACAUGCGGCCUGUUGACCAUCCUUCCCCGCCUGGGACCCCCUUCCCCUCCAAGGCGACACCAUCCCGGCCCAUCCACUCUGUGCGCCUGAGUGAGAUCAUCCAGUGGGCCUGCCCGGAUAUCCUGUCGCGGCCACAGAUAGCUCAAUUUGGGGAGCCCUGGGAUGAACAGCUCCCCCCACUGCAGAGGCAGAAGAUCUUCAGUGGGCUGGAUGUCAGGGAUGACUCCACCCCUCCAGAACCACCCACCGUGGACAUCGCCUCGGAGGACGUCCCCGACGGGCCACUGAUGCCAUCCAUGGAUAUCGACAGCGUGGGGGGAUUCGCCUCCAGCCUCGCUGUGGCCCGGGCGGGCAUUCACUGGCUGGCAGCUAGGCCCCCUGUGUCCUCCCUCCAGGCAGGGCUGCAUCUCUCUCCAAUCCCCGUGACAUGGGAGCCCUCGUCAGAGGCCUCAUGCCCCCGGCGCAGCCAGAGACCGAUCCACCAGAUCCCACAUCUUCCCCUGGGCCGGCUGGGUGGGUUCGAGGAUCUAGAGCUCUACGCCCUGUUUCCCCAACUACAUGACCCCGAGCGCCAGCACUUCAUCAUCCGCGAGGAUGAGUACCGGCUGUGGACCGAUCAGAUUGUUCUUCCUGCCCUCCAUGAGUGCUACUCUACCGCCCUGCUGGGCCACAUCCCCUCCAGCACCGAUCACAUAAGGCUCAAUGCCACCGCGCGAUGGGUUGAGGGCCGUGCAACGGAGCGGUGCAAAGCGGUGCAAGAUCAACAAAGUAAAUAA
Messenger RNA from Histoplasma mississippiense, 1347 nucleotides. RefSeq lists its product with no specific name. The transcript has 3 exons. The record is from RefSeq and is a predicted model, not a curated record. The coding region runs from base 1 to 1347 and encodes 448 amino acids. Lineage: Eukaryota; Fungi; Ascomycota; Eurotiomycetes; Onygenales; Ajellomycetaceae.